Molecule: messenger RNA, 2228 nt
Organism: Mustela lutreola (European mink)
Lineage: Eukaryota; Metazoa; Chordata; Mammalia; Carnivora; Mustelidae
Gene: MDM4
Product: MDM4 regulator of p53
Exons: 11
Coding region: 194-1675 (493 amino acids)
Biological process (GO): regulation of cell cycle; negative regulation of apoptotic process; protein ubiquitination
Cellular component (GO): nucleus
Molecular function (GO): ubiquitin protein ligase activity
Source: RefSeq, a predicted model, not a curated record
CCACCGGAAACCCUUGUAUUAGACGGGUUCGGGAGGCCGGAAAUUGCGCUCUCUCUACUCGCCGUUUCAAAAUGCUGCUGAGGCCUUAGGGCCUGUGACUGGCGCCCCCUCCCCCCACGCGGGCUCGGCGGGGGAGCGACUCAUGGAGCGGGCUUAAGAUUUAUCAGCAGACGGCAAUUUCUUCACUGCCAAAAUGACCUCACUUUCCACCUCUGCCCAGUGUUCAACUUCUGACAGUGCUUGCAGGAUCUCUCCAGAACAGACCAAUCAGGUACGACCAAAACAGCCACUUUUGAAGAUUUUGCAGGCAGCAGGUGCACAAGGAGAAAUGUUCACUGUUAAAGAGGUCAUGCAUUAUCUCGGCCAGUACAUAAUGGUGAAGAAGCUUUAUGAUCAGCGGGAGCAGCAUAUGGUGUAUUGUGGCGGAGAUCUUUUAGGAGAACUGCUAGGACGUCAGAGCUUCUCCGUGAAAGAUCCAAGCCCUCUCUAUGAUAUGCUAAGAAAGAAUCUUAUCACUUUAGCCUCUGCUACUACAGAUGCUGCUCAGACUCUCGCUCUCGCACAGGAUCACAGUAUGGAUAUUCCAAGUCAAGACCAACUGAAGCAAAGUGCAGAAGAAAGUUCCAAUUACAGGAAAAGAACAGAAGAAGGCAAUAUUCCUGCACUGCCUACCUCACAUCAUAAAUGCAGAAGUUCUAGAGAAGAUGAAGACUUCAUAAAAAACUUAACCCAAGAUGAGACAUCUAAGCUGGACCUUGGGUUUGAGGAGUGGGAUGUAGCUGGGCUGCCUUGGUGGUUUUUAGGAAACCUGAGGAGCAACUAUACACCUAGAAGUAAUGGCUCGACUGAUUUACAGACAAAUCAGGAUAUAGGUACUGCCAUUGUUUCAGACACCACAGAUGACUUGUGGUUUUUGAAUGAGUCUGUAUCAGAGCAGUUUGGUGUGGGAAUAAAAGUUGAAGCUGCAGACACUGAAGAAACAAGUGAAGAAGUAGGGAAAGUAAGAGACAAAAGGGUGCUUGAAGUGGGAAAAAAUGAUGACCUUGAGGACUCUAAGUCCCUAAGUGACGAUACUGAUGUGGAAGUUACCUCUGAGGAUGAGUGGCAAUGUACUGAGUGCAAGAAAUUUAAUUCUCCAAGCAAGAGGUACUGUUUUCGUUGCUGGGCGUUGAGGAAGGAUUGGUAUUCGGAUUGUUCUAAGUUAACCCAUUCUCUCUCCACGUCCGAUAUCACUGCCAUACCUGCUGAAAAGAAGGAAAAUGAAGGACUUGAUGUCCCCGAUUGCCGGAGAACCAUAUCAGCUCCAGUUGUGAGACCUAAAGAUGUAUGUACAAAGGAAGAAAAAAACCCCAGACUUUUUGAUCCUUGCAACUCGGUGGAAUUCUUGGAUUUGGCCCACAGUUCUGAAAGCCAAGAAACAAUAUCAAGCGUGGGAGAGCAAUCCGAUAACCUUUUUGAACAGAGAACAGAUGCAGAAAACAUGGAGGAUUGUCGGAAUCUCUUGAAGCCAUGUAGUCUGUGUGAGAAGAGGCCACGAGACGGGAACAUUAUUCAUGGGAGGACAGGGCAUCUUGUCACUUGUUUUCACUGUGCCAGAAGAUUAAAGAAGGCUGGGGCUUCCUGCCCUAUAUGCAAGAAAGAGAUUCAGUUGGUUAUUAAGGUUUUCAUAGCGUAGCUGACUCAGUGAAUUGGAGAGAAAUAUUAACAGGGCAGGUGUGUAUCAAAAUGUCAGUAUUGAACAUCUCUACUCAUCAUAACCCUCUGUAUCUGUUUAUUUAUUUAUGUAAACAUCUCUGUGUCACAUUUUUGCUUCUACCUGUAGAGGGAAUUUGACAGUGAGUUCUUUAGAACUAGAUUAUCAAUUUGGGGGAUGGACUCCAUUAACAUGAAAAGAUACGUUAACCACUUCAUUCUCUCUCUAAAGAUGAGGAUCUGGGAGAAGCCAGUACAAACAAAAGUACUUUAAUUCAUUCACUUACUGAGUUACUUGAAGAUUUACUCUUCCUUCAGUUAAUUUUAUUCCCUAGCCUUUUUUUUUUUCUCUUAGGGAAUGGUUUUAGGCACCCAGAUCUAAUACUUAGAAAAGUAUUAGAGCUAACAGUGGGGAAAAAAAAAAAAACCCAAACAAGUAAUUUGAUUAGUCCGGUUGUGAAAUGCUGUAAAUCGCUUUAUGGUUGCGAUCGGUCCACGCAGUUUGGAUGAGCCCAAAGAAAAGUCUUGAAAAACGA